Messenger RNA from Drosophila serrata, 2273 nucleotides. RefSeq names its product protein SCAI. Gene Ontology annotation, biological process: DNA-templated transcription. Lineage: Eukaryota; Metazoa; Arthropoda; Insecta; Diptera; Drosophilidae. The record is from RefSeq and is a predicted model, not a curated record. Gene Ontology annotation, molecular function: transcription corepressor activity.
AGAACUAAUGAUUAACAUACUUUUCAAAUCACUUUUACUUUUCAAGAUUUUCAAGUCAAUUUCUUGGCACAAGAAAGUUACACAACUUUCCCUUUAAGCUCCCUAAUAAUUCCUUUUAUAAUCUCAAUUUUUACAGCAGAUCCGAUUCGCAGACAUAACACAUUGCGGCGGCGGUUGAGAAGAACGGCAUGGUGAAAAUGGAAUCCACGGAAGAACAGGAUCGAAAGCUAGUUUUGGAGUUUUGCCACCUGCUCGAGAAGUCCAAGCAGCUCUUCAACGGGCUGAGUGUCAAUCACAGGGAUCUGCCACAGUAUGGCCAUCGACAGUGGCAAGCUUACUUCGGUCGCACCUUCGAUGUUUACACCAAAUUGUGGAAGUUCCAGCAGCAACAUCGCAUGGUGCUCGACUCCAAGUAUGGCCUAAAGCGAUGGCAGAUCGGCGAAAUAGCGAGCAAAAUUGGCCAGCUCUAUUAUCACUAUUACUUAAGAACCAGCGAAACGAACUACCUGAAUGAGGCGUAUCAGUUCUAUGCGGCCAUCCGGGGACGGGCCUACUAUUCGCGGGCGGCUAAGGAGGAUCGGCCUGAUUUGAUGGUGAAAAAGCUGCGAUACUAUGCCCGCUUCAUUGUCGUCUGCCUGCUGCUCAAGAAGAUGAAGCUGGUGCGCGAGCUGGUCACCGAGCUGGAGAAGCAAAUACAGGAAUUUCCCCGCAGUUACGAGCCGGAGGAUCAUUUGGAGUGGUCACUGGUGCUGGAGGAGAUCAAGGGCUUCAUCAAGGCUGAGGCGGCGGUGGCCGUCCUCCAUGCCGACUCCAAUCCCAUCAUACUGUCGCACAGUGGUUCCGGUUCUAGGUUGUCGCCGCUAACGACCCCGCCCUGCGAGCGCUCGCCGCACAUGACGCUCAGCCUGCAGGAGAUCCUGAUCGUGGGCUCCGCCUGCGAGCAGGCCAAGUUCUCUGAACUGACCAUGGACAUGUUCCGGAUGCUGCAGACGCUGGAGCGUGAGCCCACGGAAUCGGCCACGAAUCCGUUGAGUAUGGCUCAUGGCCUGCAUGGCCACGAUGCGAGUCCGGCGGCCAGCCGGAUACCGCCGUAUGGAGUGCCCGGUUCCAAGGGCUACAUGGAGAAUGGCCGUCACUUUCGAGACAAUCCCCACAAGUAUCUGCUGUACAAGCCAUCGAUAAGCCAGCUGCUGGUGUUCCUGGCCAGCGGCUUCAAGGAACUGCCGCUGGGCGGUGCCCUGCUUCUGUAUAUGUCGGCCGACGGUUGCUUCUCCACCACCAAACAUCCCGAGGAUUUUGGUUACGAGCUGGGCGGCUUGGCCACCAGCGUGAAGCGGGACAGCGUUGACGGCGGCGGAUUAUCCUGCCGCGGGAAAUCGUACAAGGAGAAUCACUGCCUAUAUCCCGGCGAUCUAUAUCCUUUCACACGCCGGCCCAUGUUCAUCAUCAUCGAUUCGGACAACUCGUUUGUCUUUCAGCACAUACCGCGCUACUUUGGCCAGCCGCUGGUGGUGCUCAUGUCGCCCCAGGAUGUGCCUCCCGCUUUCCAGGCUGAUGUCCAGCAUCAUGGGUCGCUGUUCACAUUGUUCCUGCACUCCCCGCUCACUGCCCUCUGCUACAUCUGCAAUGUCGGCGACGUGCCCAUCCAUCACUGGGAACGCUGCCAGACCUAUGUGGAUCGCUUCAUCACGGAAGCCUCGCGCCUGGUCACCCGGUGUCGCAUCGAUGAGAUCGAGCAGGGCAUAGGAUUUAUAGACUCCUCCUAUGUCCAGUUCUUUGGCGACGACUUCCUGCGCACCCUGAUCCUCCGCUUCGUCUUCUGUGAUGUGGUCCUGCGCCUGCACCGCGGCUUCCGGGGGCGACACAUGAGGCCGCGCUGUGAACCACCACUGCCGGCCAACGAGCUGCUGGAGCAUCCGUCGCUGUCGCACAUCAUCUUUCAGCUGGCCUCCGCCUUGGAUGUGCGGGGUCACUUCUCGGAGGGACCGGAGUGCGACUGAUGACUUUUUGUGGCCAUUGUCCUGGUCCUGAUCGUGGUGGCAGUGACGCUAACAGUCUGUUUGCGGCAGCACCUGUACCAGGUGAUCAUUAGCUGGUGCUGCCUCGAAAGGUGGAUGCUUUCGCUGUACAAUAUAUUUCCGCUGGGCUGGGCCUGAGAUGGGCGUCCAUGGGUUUCCUUUCCUUUUUUGGCAGUCUCCCAGCUGCCGGCAUAAUUCUUUUUAAUAACGUAAACGCAACGUAACUGCAUUAUAAUACGAAUAUAAAUAUAUAAA